Messenger RNA from Pipistrellus kuhlii (Kuhl's pipistrelle), 2623 nucleotides. It is a transcript of the gene TNFRSF4, whose product is annotated as TNF receptor superfamily member 4. NCBI's taxonomy places the organism in Eukaryota, Metazoa, Chordata, Mammalia, Chiroptera, Vespertilionidae. Gene Ontology annotation, biological process: inflammatory response. Gene Ontology annotation, molecular function: protein binding; tumor necrosis factor receptor activity. The record is from RefSeq and is a predicted model, not a curated record. The transcript is spliced from 7 exons. Bases 1578 to 2384 code for a protein of 268 amino acids.
UCUGGCGGGAGCAGGUGUGAGCUCCCGGAGGCUGGGCCUGCAGUGACUGCUGCUGUCAGUCACCUGUGAGCAGAUGCCUGGCCUCUGCCAGGCGUGGGGGCCUGGGGGGCGGGCCCCACGCAGUCCCUGGGAAGGAGCGGGCGCCGCCUCAGACCCUGAGGCCACGGUUCUCUAUUCGGCAAGAACAACGCUUUCACGGCCGGGAGACGGGCACACUCACCGGCUGCCCCUCCGUGGCUCCCCCGGCAGAGGUUCAGGAGGGGGGGCCGCGUGGGGCUGCCGUGGGGACUUUCCCGCCGGUGGGCCCGGAACCGGUACCUGCACCCGGCAGGAGGGACUUUCCGGCCUCGUCCUGUGGGAGGCUCCUCUCUGGGAAAGUUCUCAAAUGAGCUGUCGAGUAGGUGCGCCUGGGCCCCAGCACGACUCAGAAGGUACAAAACAACCGCUCUGCCGCCCCAGCCGCCGCGCCACGGUGCCAGGCCUGUGUGUGUGCACGCGUGUGCGUGUGUGCGUGUGCGUGCAUGUGUGUGUGCGCGUGUGGUGCACACAUGUGUACGUGUGUCUGCUCGCUCCACCUUUACACACCUGGCGGGCUGCCCAGGCCCCGUCUGAGGCCACCACGUGCUCCAGGGACAGUCGGCUGGACCAUCGUCUUCUCUGUUCGGCGGAGCUGGGGAGCGCCCUUGCCCAGGCUCCCGAGCAGCCACACGCUCCGGCUUGUGGGCCGGUGACACGCCACGCACACGGACACGGCCCGCACAUGCUCCCCGCCCGGCACCUGGAGAGGGCGGGCCCGCUCGGCGGCACGGCUAGGUGUGGCCAGCCCGGGAGCCGGGAUGGGCCUGGGUGAAGGCGCUUGUGCCCCAGCCCCAUCCGGCUCCCGCGCCAGGUGCCGCCAGCCUGGGCCGACGCCAUGUCUUCACGUGGCCGCCCCUCCUCGCAGCAAGGCCAGUCGUGUGGGGUCAGGGCUCCCGUGUGGACUGGGGACACUGGCCUCCCACACCUGCGGGCUCAGACGUGGCUGCACACGGGCACCUGCUUCCCCGGCUGCAGCCCUCACCACUGCCACUGCCCGCCCCGCCAGCCAAGGAUCCGGCCUGGAGCCGGGACCCUCUGCAGCCGGGGCUGAAGGAGGCCUGACCAGCGCCUGUGUCCUGCCUGUGCCUCGGCUCCUCGCGAGCUCUGGGCGCCUUCUGUGAGGGGCCUGUCACGCUGGCCCCUGCCUCCUGAGGGUCUGCCCUGGAGGAGGGAGUGUCCAGAGGAGCGAGUGUGAGGGCCCGGGGUCUGUCCGGGCAGUGGGCUGCCCCGCACCAGCACGGGCUCCACCUCUGUCCGGGCGGGAUGCUGUGGGCGGGCUGGUGGGCGGGUGCGUGCAGACCAGACGGCGGGACCCGUGCUGGGGGCUCGGUGACCCGGGUCCUCACUCUGGCCAGGUCUGCUCAGGUGGGAGGGCCGAGCCUGCGGUGGUGGAGGGUGUCCUCGGGCCUCCGCUGCCUCCUCCCCGCCCCUCCCCCAGCCUUUAUAGUCACAUCCUGCAAGGAAAACCCACAGACUCCUGCCCAGCUGCCGAGGCAGAGAUGUGUGUGGGUGCUCAGCGGCCCCGGGCACCGCCGUCCGCCCUCCUGCUCCUGGGGCUGGCGCUGGGCUCCGCGGCCAAGCUCACCUGCACCGGGGACACCUACCCUCAGGGCGGCAAGUGCUGCCAUGACUGCCGGCCAGGGUUCGGCAUGGUGGAGCGCUGCACCUCCACCCAGGACUCCGUGUGCCGAGAGUGCGCCCCCGGCUUCUACAACGAGGCCACCAACUACCAGCCCUGCAAGCUCUGCACCUGGUGCAACGCGCGAAGCGGGAGCGAAACCAGGCGGGCGUGCACCCCCACGAGCGACACCGUGUGCAGCUGCCGGCCCGGCACCCAGCCCCGCGGCAACAGCUUCAAGCGAGGAGUCGACUGUACCCCGUGCCUCCCCGGACACUUCUCCCCGGGCAACAACGAGGCUUGCAGACCCUGGACCAACUGCAGCUUGGCGGGGAAGCACACCCUGCAGGCCGCCAGCAGCAGCUCUGACGCCGUCUGCGAGGACAGGACGCCCCCUGCCCCCCAGCCCUCGAAGACCCCGGGCCCCCCAACCCGGCCCUCCACCGCCCAGCCCACCACCGCCUGGACCCCGACCUCACAGCCGCCCACCAGCCCCCCGACAGAGCCCCCCAGGGGCCCCCAGCUGGCCGCUGUCCUGGGCCUGGGCCUGGGGCUGGGCCUGCUGGCCCCCAUGGCUGCCGCCCUGAUCCUGCUCCUGCACUACAGAGCCAGGAGGCCGUCCUCCGGCUUCCGGAAGCCCAUCCAGGAGGAGCACUCGGACGCCCACUCCACGUUGGCCAAGCUCUGAGCAUGACCUGGGGCGGCUGUGCCCUCUCAGGCCAGGGGGUGGGGUGUCCCAGGCACAGGCCGCCCUCUUGGUACACAUCACCCCAUCGCUGUCACCUCGUCCUCCUGACACCCCUGUGCCCAGCUCCCAGCGCUGUCCCCGCCCGCACCAUUCUCGGUGCCUCUGGGCCGGCACCUGGGCCCUAUGUAUGCUGUGCAUACUCCCCACCCAGGUGGUAACCCCAAUAAACACGGCCAGCA